Molecule: messenger RNA, 2127 nt
Organism: Menidia menidia (Atlantic silverside)
Lineage: Eukaryota; Metazoa; Chordata; Actinopteri; Atheriniformes; Atherinopsidae
Source: the annotation of a GenBank genome assembly
AUGCCCUUUCCGGGUCACGUGAGAGCCGGCAUCCUUUUAGAUUUAUCCAUCAGCCUCUCUCACCUCACUCGCACAUGCACAGAGAUGAGAGAGAGCAGCACAAGAGAGUGGAACACAGCAGAGCCGGAGCCCAUCUCCACUGAGUUGAGGGGCCGGCGGUCAGAGAGCUCAGACCAGUCUCAGACCAGCACCCUCUCUCACGGAGCCCCUGAAUUAGCACCCCCCGCCCACCUACAUCUUCCUUGACUGUUGCCUCGAAACUGUGAAAAUGAGGGUGAGCUCGGCUUCGCCCGCCGCUCGCACAGCUGUCACAUGUUCACCAUGCUUGAGUGGGAGGGUGAGCGAGCAGGUGGAGGUCGUUUGUCUGAAGAGGGGGUUGUCACAGAAGCUCCACCACGUCUUCACGUGACGGCCGGGGAACGUCCAGAUGUCAACCUCAACGGGAGUUUUAAUUCUUCCCGCUCAACAUUUGCUUCCCGUUCGAAAGGUCCGGUUGCUGUGAUUAGCGGCGAGGAAGACUCCGCCAGCCCCCUUCAUCACGUCAACCACGGGAUCAUCACCCCGUGCACCCUGGACGCGGGCCCUGACGCGGUCGUCAUAGGGAUGACUCGCAUCCCCGUGGUGGAGAACCCUCAGUACUUCAGACACGGGCACAACUGCAACAAGCCCACCACCCAUCACCGCGCGCACGGGACGGGAAGUCGGGCCAAAGCACGUGCGCUCACCUUCGCCAUGAGCCCCCACCCCCCGGCAGUACACAAACGGAUGAGUGCCUCUCAUCUAAGUAUUGACAUCCCGUGGCGCCACAGAAACACUAAACCGCUGGCACGUCGCAUUGUCCAGCAUAUAAAGAGGAGGGACAUAAUCCUGAAGAGGGAGCUGGGUGAAGGAGCCUUUGGCAAAGUCUUCUUGGCAGAGUGUUACAACCUCAGCCCCACCAAGGACAAGAUGCUGGUGGCUGUCAAGCACUACCCCGUCACACACAGUAAAACAUGGCACAACCACAUCCCCGACAACGGGAAGAAGCUAAAGGGCAAACGUGUGCUGCGUUUGGGGUGUAUCGUUCAAGCCAAGCUACCUGUCACCGAGCUGGCGUGGUAUUCUAAAGCGUGGCAGCCCGCAGCGCUCAUCAUCCAGCUCUAUAUUAAGUUGUGCUUGGCAGCUCCCAGUGUGAGAAUAAAGACGGGUAUGAAUGGGAAGCAGGUUGAUUUUUCAAUACGCCGGUGCCGACUCAGCGAAAGAGACAGAGGCCCCCACAGCUUGACGGAGGGAGAAACGCUGAAAGAUCCCAACCUGUCGGCCCGGAAGGACUUCCAGCGGGAGGCGGAGCUGCUGACCAACCUACAGCAUGACCACAUCGUGAAGUUCUACGGGGUGUGUGUCGACGGAGACCCGCUCAUCAUGGUGUUCGAAUACAUGAAGCACGGCGACCUCAACAAAUUCCUGAGAGCCCACGGCCCCGACGCCAUGAUCCUGGUCGACGGUCAGCCGCUGCAGUCCAACGGAGAGCUGGGCCUUUCCCAGAUGCUACACAUCGCCACCCAGAUCGCCUCGGGCAUGGUCUACCUGGCCUCGCAGCACUUUGUGCACCGAGAUCUGGCCACCCGCAACUGCCUGGUGGGCAACGGCCUGCUGGUCAAGAUCGGAGACUUCGGCAUGUCCAGGGACAUCUACAGCAGUGACUACUACAGGCUCCCCCCUUUCCCCGUGCGGCCCCGGGCCUUCACACCACGCCUGGCGCGUUCAGUGGAGGACGGAGCGCUGCAGCCAUGUGCAAACCAGGCGGCAACUGCUGGGCUAAGAGACGGAGUAUUUUUUCCCGCUGAACAAAUAAGCCGAGUGGAGUGCAUGCCGGAGACGCGGCUGCCCAAAAUAGACCCGGUCUUGCGAAAUGACUUUAGGAAGCUGCUGAGGGAUGGCGCCCUUGACAUUGAGACUCCUGCUGGUAGUUCAAACGCUCCGCGCGGAGAGGGGCUGGACCUUGGGGGUGAUGAGCCCCCGUCCAGACCGGCUCCACUUUAUCUCCGCUUGGCAGCAGCAGCUCAGCGGGCGUCCGGCGAGUGGACAUCAGAGCCUCUGAGAGCCCACUCGCGCUCGCCGCCGUUUGAGCUGGGCGAACAGAGAUAG